GUAUACAAUUUGUUUCUUUUUUCUCUAGGUUUGGAGAGCCGUACCCCGAUUCAACAUGUUGCCAGCGAUAUUCCUAUCAUUUGCCAUACUGUACACGACACACGCCAAUUCUUUGGAUGAGCUCUGCACAACUAACAAGUUCACUAAAGAAGCUGGACAUUACAAGCACCCAACAGACUGUGACAAAUUUGUCCAGUGCCACUGGGAAUUAAACAGACUGGUUGCAGACGUUCGUCCAUGUUCUUUCCCAACGUUGUGGAACACAGACCUUUUAACUUGCGGAUCUGUCGACGUUACAACAUGUAACAAUGACAGAUGCAAAAGUUUACCUGAUGGUAUCUUCUUUGGAGGGCAUAACAAUUGCAGGGGGUUUUGGGAAUGUGAAGGAGGCAAAUCACAGCCAAAAUGUUGUCCACUGGGGCAAAGAUUUGACAAAACCGACGGGUGUAUAGACACAAUCAAUGAAGAUGAUGAAUGUAAAGACAGUUGUAUGGGAAUUGUUUACGAAUCGAAGAAUGAUACAACAAAUAACACUAAAGUCUGCGAAAAAGAAGCUAUUCCUAAACAGCCAGGGUUUUACAGAUUUUUUCAAUUAGGAUGGGGAUUCCGGGAUCUGCCCUGUCCCCCUGGUACAAACUUUGACCAAGACGCUUGUGACUGUAUUACUGCCACUGAACCUGCGAAAAAGGCCGAAUGCAAACCUGAAAUCCAUCUCACUUUUACAGACAACCAAACAACAAGUAAUGGUCAUUUUCUAGAUGCAGAAAAUGUAAUGAUAAAGGAAGGCGUUGCUGAAUUUAAUGGCAUUGAUAGUCGACUCAGUAUUCCAAGAUUCAACAACAUUGAACACAGUAAAUCGCUCGUCAUUCGGAUGACAUACAAUUCUACCCAAGAAGUAUCUCAAUACCCACAGGUCAUUCUUUCAAACAGUGGCUGUGGAAUUCUCCCAUCUGUUCGGAUAUCAGAAAACGCUGACAACGUUAUGUUUGAAGUCGGAACCACAAGACAUUUUAUGGUAUCGACAUCAGUAAAGCAACCAUCUAAUGUAGAGAAAACAGUGGAACUGAAGUUUGCUAAUGGUGUUUUAAUGGGAUCAGUAAACAGCGAGACCUCGGCAAUUGCUGCUGACGGCUUUCUGAGAAAUGUUCAUUGUACACUAAAUAUUGGCUACGACCAGAAGUUAACACCAUUUAAAGGCGUUAUCAAUGAGCUUUCUGUUUACUUAUGUGAUCCUGAGCAGCACUAAACAAUUU
Molecule: messenger RNA, 1253 nt
Organism: Ruditapes philippinarum (Manila clam)
Lineage: Eukaryota; Metazoa; Mollusca; Bivalvia; Venerida; Veneridae
Product: protein PIF-like
Exons: 1
Coding region: 56-1246 (396 amino acids)
Cellular component (GO): extracellular region
Molecular function (GO): chitin binding
Source: RefSeq, a predicted model, not a curated record